Messenger RNA from Cyphellophora attinorum, 684 nucleotides. RefSeq lists its product as uncharacterized. The record is from RefSeq and is a predicted model, not a curated record. NCBI's taxonomy places the organism in Eukaryota, Fungi, Ascomycota, Eurotiomycetes, Chaetothyriales, Cyphellophoraceae. The transcript has a single exon. The coding region runs from base 1 to 684 and encodes 227 amino acids.
AUGACCUCCCCAUACACCCAAACCAAAACCACGCUCCUGAACUUCCCUCACGUCUUUCUAUCACUCCCCACGUCCCCAGCACCAUUACAUAUUUCGCAGAAGUCUUCGAAUACAACAAUAUCCUCCCUCUCCCUCCACCCAGCCCUGGAAUCAACCUUGCACCUCCUCAACAACGACCUGCCCUCCGCCCACUUCUUGUUGCGGCACGCACAGUCCGCGCCCGCGUACGAGUGCAUGUAUCUGCAUGGGAUACUGCAUCGGAUCGAAGGCGAUGUGGAUAAUGCAAGGUGUUGGUAUGACGAUGUGAUGGGGAGUGAGGUUUUGGAAGGGGUUUGGGGGAAGUCAGGUGGGCGAAAGGCGGCCGAAGAGCGGCGGGAGAAGGGUAGGGGAACGGGGACGGAGUGGGAGGCUUUCCUGGACAGAGUGGCGCGGUGGCGGGAUCAUGUCGCGGGGCGGAUGAAAGGCGGUGAGAAGAGGGAGAUAGAUUGGGAAACGGAGGAGAGGGAGUUGAGGGAGAAGAGCUUGUGGGAAAUGAAGCGUGUGCUGGAGUUCGUGGAGCGGAAAUUUGGCACUGAUGAGGUGGGUGUUGCAGAGGCAAAGGCGGUGUGGGUGCAGCCGGACAAGGAGCAUGGGGAUAAAGCGAAUGCGAUGAUUGUUGGUGGGGAGGGCUGGAGGGAAUUCUGA